Cucurbita maxima (winter squash) is the source of this 1091-nucleotide messenger RNA. Its product is annotated as transcription factor bHLH93-like. Gene Ontology annotation, cellular component: nucleus. The record is from RefSeq and is a predicted model, not a curated record. Gene Ontology annotation, molecular function: sequence-specific DNA binding; DNA-binding transcription factor activity; protein dimerization activity. Bases 75 to 1019 code for a protein of 314 amino acids. Lineage: Eukaryota; Viridiplantae; Streptophyta; Magnoliopsida; Cucurbitales; Cucurbitaceae. The transcript has 4 exons. Gene Ontology annotation, biological process: regulation of DNA-templated transcription.
GUAUUUGGUCAAGAUCAUUGAUUUGCCUCUAUAUAUUCUCCCAAGCUUUAUCGAGUGAGUGAAGAGACACAAAAAUGGAGCUCAAUGAACACUACUUGUUUGAAGAACUCUUAGCUUUGAAAAGAGAGAUCAAUUGGGAAUUUGCAAUGCCCACAGACAUUAAUGGCUGGAAUUUUGAUUGCUCUGAUUCUAUGGCAAUGGAUGAACUCAACCUUAGUUACCUUCUUAAUGGCCAAGGUCAGUAUUCUUUUCCCGCCGAUCAGUUCACGGCGGCGGCGGCGGCGAGUACCGGCGAUUCGAUGAGUUUUGAGGUUUACAAUGGGGAAUAUCCGAUUAUGAAUAUGGAAGAGGAGGAGCUUGGAAUUCUGGAGGAUGAAAUUCAUAAUCUUGAAGUUCAGGCCAAUUGUAAAGUGGAAGCUGUUCAAUCUCCUGAAGAAAUCGUUCCCAACGCCGGCGAUUUUGGGCAAAAAAUCGUGAAUUCCAAUCGGAAGAAACUUCAGGGGCAGCCGUCGAAGAAUCUCAUGGCGGAGAGACGGCGGAGGAAGCGCCUCAAUGAUCGCCUCUCCAUGCUCCGAUCCAUUGUCCCCAAAAUCAGCAAGAUGGAUCGAACCGCGAUUCUUGCGGAUGCGAUUGAGUACGUGAAGGAACUGGUGGAGAAAAUCAAGAAUUUGCAGACGGAAAUUGAAGCGGGGAAUGAUCCGAAUAAGUUGGGGAUUUUGAGAGAUUUAAAAAGGAAUGAAUAUUCGGUGAGAAAUUCGGCGAAGUUCAAUGUGGAGAGGAGAGAGGGGGAGACUGGGAUAGAGAUUUGCUGUGCGGCCAAGCCAGGCCUGUUGCUGUCCACUGUCCAAACUCUCGAAGCGUUGGGGCUUGAUAUUCAGCACUGUGUCGUUAGCUGCUUCAAUGACUUCGCAAUCCAAGCUUCUUGUUCUGAGGGAGAGGAGCAAAGAAGUCGUAUGAGCACGGAAGAAGUAAAGCAAGCGUUAUUUCAAACCGCUGGGUAUGGAGGAAGAUGCCCGUAGAACAAAUCUAAUUAGAUUUGGUGUAACAGCCCAUGCCUAUCGCUAGCAGAUAUUGCAUACUUUGGCUCCUUA